Ipomoea triloba (trilobed morning glory) is the source of this 3561-nucleotide messenger RNA. Its product is annotated as glycine--tRNA ligase, chloroplastic/mitochondrial 2. Gene Ontology annotation, molecular function: glycine-tRNA ligase activity; ATP binding; arginine-tRNA ligase activity. The transcript is spliced from 36 exons. Gene Ontology annotation, biological process: glycyl-tRNA aminoacylation; arginyl-tRNA aminoacylation. Gene Ontology annotation, cellular component: chloroplast stroma; mitochondrion; cytoplasm. NCBI's taxonomy places the organism in Eukaryota, Viridiplantae, Streptophyta, Magnoliopsida, Solanales, Convolvulaceae. The coding region runs from base 56 to 3259 and encodes 1067 amino acids. The record is from RefSeq and is a predicted model, not a curated record.
ACCCCCUAACACAGUUUAAGCUAACGUUUUUCUUGGCUUGCUUCAUCUCAUCUCCAUGGCGGGUCUUGCAUUUCCCUUGGUGACUUCAAUUCUCAAGUCUCAUAAUACUCGUUUCUCUUUCCUCCUCACGGCCAGGCCUCCCGCCCCUGUCCUCCUUCGCCGGCGUUUUUUAUCCCGGACCGCCAUCUCCGCCGUGAACACUCAUUCAGUCUCCCACAACUGCUCCGCGGGCCACGAUUCUGAGAAUCAAAAGAAGUCCUCAGCUCCCACUUUCCAACAAGCCAUCCAGCGCCUCCAGGAGUAUUGGGCUUCUGUAGGAUGCGCUGUGAUGCAGUGCAGCAAUACUGAGGUUGGAGCAGGGACAAUGAAUCCACUGACAUUUUUAAGAGUACUAGGUCCAGAGCCAUGGAAUGUUGCCUAUGUGGAACCUAGUAUUCGACCAGAUGAUAGCCGUUAUGGUGAAAAUCCUAAUAGGCUUCAACGGCAUACUCAAUUUCAGGUUAUAUUGAAGCCUGACCCUGGGAAUUCACAGGAUCUUUUCAUCCGGAGUUUGUCAGCCCUAGGAAUUGAUGUUAAUGAGCAUGACAUUCGCUUUGUUGAGGACAACUGGGAAAGCCCAGUGCUUGGUGCUUGGGGUUUGGGUUGGGAAGUCUGGAUGGACGGGAUGGAAAUUACUCAAUUCACUUACUUCCAACAGGCUGGAAGUAUCCAGUUGAUGCCAAUAUCUGUUGAGAUCACUUAUGGCCUUGAGCGUAUCCUUAUGUCACUUCAGGGAGUUGAUCAUUUCAAAAAUAUUCAAUAUGCCAAUGGGAUAACAUAUGGAGAACUUUUCCUGGAAAAUGAGAAGGAAAUGAGUGCAUAUUAUCUGGAACAUGCUACUGUCGAUCAUAUUCAAAAGCAUUUUGAUUUGUUUGAAGCAGAAGCUCGACGUUUGCUUGAUUUAGGCCUUCCGAUACCUGCGUAUGAUCAGGUUUUGAAGACAUCCCAUGCUUUUAAUGUAUUAGACUCUAGAGGGUUUGUUGGGGUAACAGAACGUGCUCGCUAUUUUGGUCGGAUGCGCAGUUUAGCUCGUAACUGUGCACAACUUUGGUUAAAGACAAGGGAGACUCUUGACUACCCACUUGGGGUGAUAUCUCAGCCAGACCGUCUUGUUAUUCCAAGGGAAGACCUGAAAGCCGCAGCAGGACAGGUGCCUGAAGAGAAACGUCUCUUUGUUCUUGAGAUUGGGACGGAAGAGUUGCCUCCUAUUGAUGUAGUGAAUGCAUGCAAGCAACUCAAAGAUCUAAUUUUUCAGUUACUAGACAAACAUAGAUUGGCUCAUGGAGAAGUCCAAACAUAUGGCACACCACGUAGACUUGUGGUUCAUGUUCAAAACUUAAGUUCUAAGCAGGAGGAGGUUGAGAUUGAGGUCCGAGGGCCUCCAGUUUCCAAAGCAUUUGAUAACCAGGGAAAUCCUACAAAGGCUGCAGAAGGUUUUUGCCGCAAGAAUAAUGUCCCCAUACACUCUAUGUACAAACGAGCUGAAGGUAAAACAGAGUAUGUCUAUGUUCGUAUAGUGGAGCCUGCACGGCUUGCUCUAGAGGUUUUAUCUGAAGAGCUACCUGGGGCAAUAGCCAAGAUAUCAUUUCCCAAAUCGAUGCGUUGGAACUCUGAUGUUCUCUUCAGCAGACCUGUUCGUUGGAUUUUGGCCCUUCAUGGAGGUGUUCUAGUUCCCUUUACGUUUGCUGGCGUUGUGAGUGGAAAUGUGUCUCAUGGUCUGCGUAAUACUGCAUCAGCUACUGUAGAGGUAGUAGAUGCAGAAUCUUAUGGUGGUGUGAUGCAAUCUGCUGGAAUAUUUGUUGAUGUUGAGCAUCGCAAGAAGACAAUACUGGAGCAGUCUAAUGCUCUUGCAAGGAGUGUAAGUGGUUGUACUAUUAUGCAGAAUGAUUUGCUUGAAGAGGUUGUAAAUCUUGUUGAGGCACCUGUGCCAGUACUUGGCAAAUUUAAGGACUCCUUCUUAGAGCUACCUAAAGAACUAUUGAUAAUGGUCAUGCAGAAGCACCAGAAAUACUUUGCAGUGACUAAUGAGAAUGGGGAUCUGUUGCCUUACUUCAUUUCUGUUGCAAAUGGAGGAAUUAAUGAAACGGUGGUGAGGAAAGGAAAUGAAGCUGUACUAAGAGCUCGAUUUGAAGAUGCAAAGUUUUUCUAUGAAUUGGACAGAAGUAAAAGGUUUUCUGAAUUUCGAACUCAACUGAAAGGGAUUCUUUUCCAUGAGAAGCUGGGAACAAUGCUGGAUAAGAUGACUCGGGUCCAACACAUGGUUAGUGAAGUUAGCUCGUCUCUGGGUGUAAUUGAAGAAACACUCAAAAUUAUCCAAGAGGCAGCAUCACUGGCCAUGUCAGAUCUUGCUACAGCAGUUGUUACUGAGUUUACUUCCCUCUCUGGGAUAAUGGCACGCCACUAUGCUCUGAAAGAUGGCUAUUCAGAGCAGGUUGCAGAGGCAUUAUUAGAGAUCUCACUUCCACGAUUUUCAGGGGAUGUAGCCCCAAAAAGUGAUGCUGGGACAGUAUUAGCAAUUGCUGACAGGUUGGAUAGCCUUGUUGGCUUGUUUGCUGCUGGUUGUCAACCAAGCUCCACUAACGAUCCAUUUGGACUGCGGAGGAUUGCUUAUGGUCUUGUGCAACUUCUGGUUGAGACCAACAAAAAUGUGGAUUUAAGACGAGCUUUGCUACUUGCUGCUGCUGUUCAGCCCAUAAAAGUAGAUACCAAGACAAUUGAUGAUGUACAUCAAUUUGUGACCCGAAGGCUAGAACAAUUCCUGAUGGAUAAAGGUAUAGGCCCUGAAGUAGUUCGAUCUGUUCUUGUGGAGCGUGCAAAUUGGCCUCGUUUGGCAACCAAGUCGGCUCUUAAAAUGGAAUCCUUGUCAAAGGGUGACCUUCUGCCUAAGGUUGUGGAAGCGUAUUCUCGUCCAACAAGGAUCGUACGUGGAAAGGAUAUGAAUGCUGAUGUGGAGGUGGACGAAACAGCUUUUGAAGCAAACGAGGAGCGUGCUCUUUGGAGCACUUUUGUAUCAUUAAGAAGCAAAAUUCAUCCCGAAAUGGAAGUGGAUGAUUUUGUCAAAGCAUCUCUUGAACUUGUAGAUCCACUCGAGAAUUUCUUCAAUCACGUGUUUGUAAUGGUGGACGAUGAAAGAAUCCGAAACAACAGGCUUGCCCUGCUCAAGAAAAUUGCGGACCUCCCAGUUGGAAUCGCAGACCUCUCGGUCUUGCCAGGAUUCUGAAUGCGGGGUUAUGUUAGAGUUGCGCCCGAAAAGCUACAUUAAGUUAGUAUGUUUGUUUUCCCUCUCUUUGUCGAUAAGCAUUGUUUUUACGUGAUUUGUUUAAAACAAUGAUUUGUUCAAAACGAUUUUUAUGAACAUUUUGUCAGUCCCUAAGAAGAGAAAAUGAGCAGUUGUAUACUUGUAUCAUCAAUUUUGUUUGCAAAGACUUCAAAAUUUGUUAGAGGCACAGAGGGGGACUGACAUUUGAAUACUCAUCAUAUCAUAUACAAGUUUGCAAAGCCUUCAACUUUUGUUUCGCUUGA